GGCCACGCCCCCUCCCGGAAGUAGGAGGUGGCGGCGGGCGGCGCGCGGGCGGAAGGCGGAAGUGAGGCAGGUUGAGGGACCCCGGGGGGGGGCGGGAGGCGGCGGCGACCCCCCCCCCGCCGGCACCGGCGCGGGCCCGGCAGGAUGGCUGUGACCUAGGCCCGGCCGGGGCCAGCGGGGCCGCCGGGAUGGAGCAGCCCCGGUACCGGGAAACGGCAGCGGAUGAAGGGAGCGACGGCCCCGGCUGGAGCCCGGAGCCCCCCGGGAGCGGCGGGGGGGGCAGCGCUGCCUGGAACGGGAGCUGCGGCCUGGGGGACGCCACCGACCUGCCCUUCCCCGGCCCCGGCUGCACCUGCCGCUACCAGGGGGAACCGGCUGCCCCCUUGAGUCCUGCGCGGCGCGACGGAUCCUGCAGCCUGUCCUGCCAUCACCGGGACACCGCUGCCCCCCCGGAGCCACCGGGGCCAGGUGAGGAGGACGGAGCCAGCGAGGAGGGCGCGGGGAAGAGCCGGAGGACGCGGAGGCGGCAGCGGCAGCGCUCGGGGAAGGAGGAGAGCGGCCGGCGCGAGGGCAAGCGGCAGCGGCCGGUGCGGAAGAGGAGCCGCGGGGACGACAGCGAGUUGCCGGGGCCGGUGGAGGAGCCAGCUGGCUGCCAGGGGCUGUUGGCCCAGGGGCUACUGGCCCGGGCGCGCAGGCUGGGUGCGGAGGCCGGCGGGUGGCUGCUCUGCUCCUGCUGCCGCCUGGGCACUGGGGACUUGUGCUGGGCGCGGGCUGGCGUGCGGGGCUGGGGCCGGCGAGUAGGCCAGCGGGCCCGCAGCAGCUGCCUGAGGGCAGCCCGGUGGCUACGGGCUGGGGCAGGGCUCUUCCUCCGCCUGCUCUGGAUGCUCUGCGCCCUCCUCCUCCUCCUCCUCAUGCUGCUGCUGGGCAGCCUGCGGCUCUGCUGGCGCCUCGGCGCUGCCGCGCUGGCCACUGGCGCCCAUCGGCUGGGCAGCAGCCGGCAAGUAGCCCGGCUCCUAGCCCUCCUGGACGUGGCCGUGCUCCGCAGGACGUGGGGGCUCCUCGGGGAGAGCCGGACUUGCCGCUACCUCUGGGACUGGUUGCAGAGGCGGCGAGCUCCCCCCUGGGUGGCCGGAGGGGACGGGCCGGGGGCCGGGGGGGCUCCUGCCGGCUCCGAGGAGGAGGUGAGCCGCUUGCUGGCCAUGGCCGAGGUGCCCGAGGAGGAGCUGAACCCCUUCCAGGUGCUGGGCGUGGAGGCCACGGCGUCGGAGGCCGAGCUGAAGAAAGCCUAUCGGCGACUGGCGGUGCUGGUCCACCCGGACAAGAACCAGCACCCGCGGGCGGAGGCGGCGUUCAAGGUGCUGCGGGCGGCCUGGGACAUCGUCAGCAGCCCCGAGAGGAGGAAGGAGUAUGAGAUGAAGCGGAUGGCGGAGAGCGAGCUGACGAGGUCCAUGAGCGAGUUCCUGAGCCGGCUGCAGGACGACCUGAAGGAGGCCAUGAACACCAUGAUGUGCAGCAAGUGCCAGGGCAAGCACAAGAGGUUCGAGAUGGACCGGGACCCCCUCAGCGCCCGGUACUGCGCCGAGUGCGGGGUGCUGCACCCCGCCGAGGAGGGCGAUUUCUGGGCCGAGUCCAGCCUGCUGGGGCUGAAGAUCACCUACUUUGCCAUGAUGGAGGGGAAGAUCUACGACAUUACGGAGUGGGCCGGCUGCCAGCGUGUGGGGAUCUCCCCCGACACCCACCGCGUCCCCUACCACAUCUCCUUUGGCGCCAGAAACGCCGGCCCGGCCGGGCGGCAGAGAAGCGCCUCCAAGGGCAGCCCCACCUCGGCCGCCGACCUGCAGGACUUCUUCACCCGCGUCUUUCAGGGGAGCUCAGGAGCGAUGCCUGGGGGGCCCUUCCCGCCGCCCCCCGCCCCCCCGGCGGCAGCAUCCCCCCCCGGGGCUCCCCCCAGGGCGGAGGGCACAGUCCCCAAGGGCGAGGCGAAGCACAAGAGGCGGAAGAAGAAGGAAUCUCUCUCUUUGAAGUGAGCAGGGAGGCUGUGGGCCGCUGGGGCGAGCGGGAGGAGCUGUGCCUUGGCGCCAGCUGUACCAAAGAGCCCGGCGGGGCGCGGGGCAGCCGGGACGGACGGACAGACGGACGGACCGGCUGCCGCAUUUCUUCAGGGUUAUUGUAAACGUUCAGGUGACGCCUGGUGCUGGGGAGGGAAACCCCCCACCCUCAGCCGCUGCUGCUCCUUCAGCCGCGGGGCCAAAGCCACCGGGGGCUAUUGGGGGACUCACGUGAGUCCCCCCUGGGGGGCAGCCUCUGCCAGCGCCGUUUGCAUAUUUCUUUUUUAAGCAGCUUGUUCCGUUUUUUUUUGUUGUUUUUUUUUGUUUUUUUGCUCGCCCCGAGCUAUUUAUUACUGCGCGCGGCCCCUUUCUGUUCGUACAGCCGCGUAUGUUGGCUACGCUCCUCCUCCUCUUCCUCCUCCCAGCGCGGCCCCAGCGCCUCUGGCCACGCCACUUUGGCUUUUCCUGCCCCAGUUUGGCUCCGGGGACCCUCGUCCCCUUCUCUCAGCGCUGAGGACCAAGAGCAUUAUUUUUUUAAAAAAAAAAAAAAAAAAAAAGAAAAAAGCAACGGCAGGAGCUGCUCAGGGGCCGCUGCCGAAACUCUACUGCGAGUGUUUUUUGCCGAGAAACGUCUCUCCGGCACCUCACCGAGCGUUUAGUGGUUCCCGGCGCUCCACACCGUGGGCCGGGCUGGUCCUUGACGGGGAGUGACAGCCCUCGGGGGCCACGCGAGGCUCCCCAGGCUGCCACCAGCCCCAGCAGGGCCAAGCCGGCCCCUGCCUGGGCUGAAACGCUCCCGAAACUGCUGCCGUAGGCGCCACCGUUGCUUUCCACUAACCUUUUUUGUACUCCCAGAGCGGAGCAGCUGGGUUUUAAACGGUA
This is a messenger RNA of Chroicocephalus ridibundus (black-headed gull), 2930 nucleotides long. RefSeq names its product DnaJ heat shock protein family (Hsp40) member C14 (gene DNAJC14). Gene Ontology annotation, molecular function: dopamine receptor binding. The coding region runs from base 189 to 2027 and encodes 612 amino acids. Lineage: Eukaryota; Metazoa; Chordata; Aves; Charadriiformes; Laridae. The record is from RefSeq and is a predicted model, not a curated record. The transcript is spliced from 8 exons.